AUGGCGUCCUUUCUCGAAAACUCAUACAGUCUUGUCCAUCUGGACAACACGGCCGACCAGCCGACCGUGCAGGAACUGAAACUCCAGCUGGAAAAGGGCAAUGAUGAGACCAAGAUGGAUACAAUGCGGACGAUUAUUACGAUUAUGCUCAAUGGUGAUCCGAUGCCACAGCUCCUUAUGCACAUCAUCCGCUUUGUCAUGCCCGCAAAGAGCAAGGCCCUGAAGAAAUUGUUAUAUUUCUACUACGAGAUCUGCCCCAAACUGGAUGCGAGUGGUAAAUUGAAGCAGGAGAUGAUCUUGGUCUGCAAUGGCAUCCGAAACGAUCUGCAACAUGCAAACGAAUACAUCCGAGGAAACACUCUCCGAUUCCUAUGCAAGCUGCGCGAACCUGAACUCAUCGAACCCCUCCUUUCCUCGGCCCGCUCUUGUCUGGAGAAUCGCCACGCCUACGUGCGGAAGAACGCUGCAUGGGCGGUUGCUUCUAUCUUCCAACACUCCGAGGUUCUCAUUCCUGAUGCGCCGGAGCUGCUUCAAGCUUUCUUGGAGAAAGAGUUAGAUGGCACUUGCAAGCGCAAUGCAUUCGCCGCUUUGAUGUCGAUCAGCCACGAGAAGGCACUUGAAUAUCUCGGCACAACUUUCGACACCAUCCCUAAUACCGACGAGCUCCUUCAGCUGGCUGAGCUUGAGUUCUUGCGGAAAGAUGCUAUUCAAAACACCCAAAAUAAGUCGCGAUACCUGAAGCUCAUGCUCGAGCUACUCGAUGCUCCUACUAGCACCGUUGUCUAUGAAGCCGCCACCUCUCUUACUGCCCUCACCAGCAACCCUGUCGCUGUCAAGGCCGCGGCGGGCAAGCUGAUCGAGCUUGCGAUCCGGGAGGCAGACAACAAUGUGAAGCUGAUAGUCUUGGAUCGUGUUGAUCAUCUCAGAAUGCGCAACGAAGGCGUCCUGGACGACCUGACCAUGGAGAUUCUGCGUGUUCUCACUAGUCCUGACAUCGAUGUCCGGCGAAAGGCCCUCGGUAUUGCGUUGGAGAUGGUAUCGAGCAAGAAUGUUGAAGAGAUCGUCAUGCUCUUGAAGAAAGAGCUGGCAAAAACUGUCAACGAGCAGUACGAACAGAAUAGUGAAUACCGUCAACUGCUGGUACAGUCAAUACACAGCUGUGCCAUCAAGUUCUCAGAGAUUGCCGCCAGUGUGGUCGACUUGUUGAUGGACUUUAUCGCCGAUUUCAACAACAACUCUGCGGUUGAUGUGAUUUCAUUUGUCAAGGAAGUCGUCGAGAAGUUCCCAGAUCUCCGCAGCGCCAUUGUCGACCGCUUGGUAUCCACUCUGAGUGAGGUCCGUGCCGGCAAGGUAUACCGCGGUGUGCUUUGGGUGAUCGGAGAGUACUCCCUUGAAGAGAAGGACAUUCGUGAAGCAUGGAAGAAAAUUCGCGCCAGUCUGGGUGAAAUUCCCAUCUUGGCCUCGGAGCAACGCCUCCUUGACGAGGUCCCCGACGAUAACGCGCUUUUGCAGGAGGCGGCCAACGGGCAUGGCAAGAGUGCUCCCACCGGGUCGCGCAAAAUCCUGGCUGAUGGCACAUAUGCCACGGAGAGUGCUCUCACCAGCCAAUCUGCUGCCGCUGCCCGUCUGGAGGCCGUCAAGGCCGCACAGAAGCCUCCUCUUCGCCAACUCAUUCUCGACGGCGACUAUUAUCUGUCUACCGUCCUCUCUUCAACCCUGACGAAAUUGGUCAUGCGCCAUUCUGAAGUUUCUCAAGAUACCGCCCGUACCAAUGCCCUCCGUGCUGAAGCUAUGCUUAUCAUGAUCUCCAUCUUGCGCGUCGGUCAGUCACAGUUCGUCAAGGCGCCAAUCGACGAGGACUCCGUCGAUCGUAUCAUGACGUGUGUUCGUUCCCUCGCCGAAUUCUCCGAGAACAAGGAACUCGAGACCACUUUCCUCGAAGAUACUCGCAAGGCCUUCCGCGCCAUGGUCCAAGUUGAGGACAAGAAGCGUGCUGCGAAGGAGGCGGUGGAAAAGGCCAAGAGUGCUGUGCAAAUCGACGACGCCAUUCCGAUCCGCCAGUUCACCAAGAAGAACAGCGUAGAGGGCGCGGAAGAGAUUGAGCUGGACUUGGCGAAGGCCACGGGGGGAGAUACCGUCACCGAAAAUGUCUCCUCAAAGCUCAGUCGUGUUGUGCAGUUGACUGGAUUCUCCGACUCCGUUUACGCCGAAGCCUACGUCACCGUCCACCAGUUCGACAUUGUGCUCGACGUGCUCUUGGUCAACCAAACCGCCGAGACCCUUCAGAAUCUCUCGGUCGAGUUUGCCACGCUUGGAGAUCUCAAGGUCGUUGAACGACCCUCGACCCACAACUUGGGUCCUCGCGAUUUCCUGAAUGUUCAAGCCACCGUCAAGGUUUCCUCGACCGAUACGGGCGUGAUCUUCGGAAACAUUGUUUACGAUGGUCCCAGCUCUACGGAAACCCACGUGGUCAUCCUGAACGACAUCCAUGCGGACAUCAUGGACUACAUCCAGCCCGCGCACUGUACCGAGACACAAUUCCGGUCCAUGUGGACUGAGUUUGAAUGGGAGAACAAGGUCAACAUCAACUCCAAGGCCAAGACUUUGCGCGAGUUCCUGAAGCAGUUGAUGGAGAGCACCAAUAUGGCCUGUUUGACCCCGGAGGCAUCGCUCAAGGGUGACUGUCGUUUCUUGAGCGCCAACUUGUAUGCUCGAAGUGUAUUUGGUGAGGAUGCUUUGGCCAACCUCAGUAUCGAAAAGGAAGGUGAUGAUGGGCCUAUUACUGGAUUUGUUCGGAUUCGCAGCCGCUCGCAAGGUCUGGCUUUGAGUCUCGGGUCACUGAAGGGCUUGAAAGCGGCAGCGGCUUGA
Penicillium oxalicum is the source of this 2868-nucleotide messenger RNA. Its product is annotated as coatomer subunit beta. The transcript is spliced from 4 exons. Gene Ontology annotation, biological process: intra-Golgi vesicle-mediated transport; intracellular protein transport; endoplasmic reticulum to Golgi vesicle-mediated transport. Lineage: Eukaryota; Fungi; Ascomycota; Eurotiomycetes; Eurotiales; Aspergillaceae. The coding region runs from base 1 to 2868 and encodes 955 amino acids. The record is from RefSeq and is a predicted model, not a curated record. Gene Ontology annotation, molecular function: structural molecule activity. Gene Ontology annotation, cellular component: cytoplasm; COPI vesicle coat.